AUGACAUGGAGGUUUUCAAGAAAAAAGUCAGUAAAUUUGCAUAAGUCAACCAAGCUUGUGUGGCAAUCAUUUUAUUAUGAACCAGGAGAUUUCAUCUAUGGAGGCAUUAUUUAUCAAACCGUCUUCUAUAUGAAUCCAUACAAUUUCCGCAAAUAUCCUUCUGGGCCCCCUUUGGGAAAAAUUGUAGUGACUGAGAACUACCAGCACAUCUUGGCUUUGAUAUUUGCUGUGAAACAGAUCAAUCAAAAUGCCCAAAUGUUACCCAAUGUUACCCUGGGAUUCAAUAUUUAUGAUAGUCACCUGAAUGCAAAGUGGACUUACCAUGCAGCAAUACAAAUGAUUUCUCCAAAUAGCAAACUUUUGCCCAACUAUAAGUGCAAAAUUCAAGGCAAUAUUUUUGCAAUUAUUGAGGGAUUGAUCUCAGACAUCAUACACCGGUUUCCAAUUCUUAUGAGCCUUUAUAAAAUUCCACAGUUCAUGUACGGAUCUGCUAGAGUUGAAGCAGGAGAUACCAAUCUCCCUUUCUUCUACCAAAUGGUUCCAAAUGGAAUUUAUCAGUAUAGGGGUAUCCUCCACUUACUUCUACAUUUUGAUUGGAGGUGGAUUGGAUUCUUGGUGGCGAAUGGGAUGAACUUAGAUUGGUUCGUACAGACCUUGGUACCUGAGUUUUCCAAAAAAGGCAUUUGUUUUGCCUUCAUAGAGUUGUUCAGCAGUUCAUGUUAUAAUGCCAAUACGGGAUUUUUUUUCAACUGUGUCAUAGCAUUUUAUGAAAUAAUGGAUAAUGAAGUUAGUGUCUUGGUUUUUAAUGGAGAUACACGUUCCAUGAUAUUUUUGAGAUAUUUAUUAAAUACAGAUUUUAAAGAACUGUUUGGAAACCCCAAAGGGAAAGUAUGGAUACUGACUGUUGGGAUGGAGUUGAAAUUCUUUACCAAUAAAAAAACCUGGGAUUUGCAGGACUUCCAUGGUGCAAUAUCAUUUGCAAUUCAUGCUAAAGAACUGAAAGGAUUCCAACAACAUAUUCAAGAUCAAAAGCCUUCUGUUGUAAAAGACAAUGGUUUUAUCAAGGAUUUCUGGAGUAAUUCAUUUGGAUGUGCAUUUCAAGAGUCUGAUCUGGGAGAUGGGAAUGAGAAUAUUUGCAGUGGAGAGGAGAAAUUAGGGAGCCUUCCUGAACAUGUUUUUCCAAAAAGAGUAACAGGCCAUAGCUACAGCAUUUACAAUGCUGUGUAUGCUGUCGCUCAUGCUCUGCAAUCAAUGUAUUCUUCUAUAACUGGAAGAAAGUUUAUAAUGAAACAAAAAGGAAGGGAGCUUCAUAAUUCUGUCCUCUGGAUGAUAUUCCAUUUUAUGAGAUCUGUAUCAUUUAACAACAGUGCUGGUGAAAAGAUUUUCUUUGAUCAGAAUAGGGAACUUGUUCAAGAACUGGACAUCAUCAACUGGGUUAUAUUUCCAAACCAAUCAUUCACUGGACUGAAAGUUGGAAAAAUGGAUCCUCAAUCUCCUCCAGAUGAAGCAUUCACCAUUAAUGAAGAUGCAAUAGUAUGGCACAGCUGUUUUAACCAGACAUUGCCUCUUGCUCUCUGUAAUGCCCAUUGCCAACAUGGAUCUAGAAAAAAAAGGAAAGAGGGGAAACCUUUCUGUUGCUAUGAUUGCAUUAUGUGCCCCAAAGGAUCAAUAUCCCACCACAAAGACAUGGCUGACUGUGUCAAAUGCCCUGAUGAUUACUAUGCUAAUAAAGAUCAGAAUACCUGUAUUCCCAAGAUUAUAAGCUUCUUGUCUUAUGAAGAACCUUUGGGUAUCAGUUUAGGCAUAGGUGCCAUUUCAUUUUCAUUGGCUACAGUUAUGAUACUAGGAAUAUUUCUGAAGUACCACAAUACUCCCAUUGUGAAAGCCAACAACCGUGGCCUUACCUACAUGCUACUUAUUUCAAUUGUGCUGUGCUUUCUUUGUGCAUUGCUCUUCAUUGGAUACCCAAAGAAGGCAACAUGCCUUCUCCAGCAAAUAGCUUUUGGCAUUGUCUUCACAUUUGCUAUUUCUUGUGUGCUAGCAAAAACCAUCACUGUGGUUCUUAUUUUCAUGGCAACCAAACCAGGAUCCAGGCUCAAAAAAUGUAUAGGGAACCACCUGGCUUGUUCUAUUGUACUUUCUUGCUCUUUUCUUCAAGUAAGCAUUUCUCUGGUGUGGAUGGCAACUUCUCCUCCUUUUCCAGAUAUGGACAUGUAUUCAGUACCAGAAAUAAUUGUUUUGAAGUGCAAUGAGUCAUCACCAGUCAUGUUUUAUUGUCUUUUGAGUUACAUGGGUUUCCUGGCGAUAGUUAGUUUCACUGUGGCUUUCUUCGCCCGCAAGUUGCCAAAUAGUUUUAAUGAGACCAAACUUAUAACAUUCAGCAUGUUGGUAUUUUGUAGUGUUUGGUUCACUUUUGUCCCCACUUACUUGAGUGCCCAAGGAAAAUAUAUAGUAGCCGUGGAGAUCUUCUGCAUUUUAUCUUCCAGUGCUGGAUUGCUGGGUUGUCUCUUUUUCCCCAAAUGCUACAUUAUUUUGUUGCGACCUGACCUGAACAAAAAGCAAUUCUUAAGAAUAAAGCAGUAG
Thamnophis elegans (Western terrestrial garter snake) is the source of this 2583-nucleotide messenger RNA. RefSeq names its product vomeronasal type-2 receptor 26-like. The record is from RefSeq and is a predicted model, not a curated record. The transcript has 8 exons. NCBI's taxonomy places the organism in Eukaryota, Metazoa, Chordata, Lepidosauria, Squamata, Natricidae. Gene Ontology annotation, biological process: G protein-coupled receptor signaling pathway. Gene Ontology annotation, cellular component: membrane. Gene Ontology annotation, molecular function: G protein-coupled receptor activity. The coding region runs from base 1 to 2583 and encodes 860 amino acids.